AUGCCGCUCCCGAUCUCGGCGGAGUUUUUGAAGUUGUGUGGCAGGGCCGGCCUGAACUCCAGGAUCGUGGGAGGCGCCCUUUCGAAUCCUGGAAACUGGCCAUGGCAGGUCUAUGUCCAGACCACCGACGCCCGGGGCAUCAGCUACGCCUGUGGGGGUUCUCUGAUCAGCAAGCAGUGGGUCAUGACCGCCGCACACUGCCUCAUAGACAGGAUAGCGAACCUGACCAAAGUGUACCUGGGCCUUCAGACUCUGUCGGGUCCGAACCCGAACGCGGUGGUAAAAGACGUAGUGUCCGCAGUGACCCACCCGCAGUUCAACAGCAGCGGCGUGUUGGACCACGACAUCGCUGUGAUCAAGAUGGCCGACACCGUCACCUACAGCAGCUACAUCCAACCGGUCUGUCUGGCCAAGAGCAACUCCACCAUCGACUCGGGACAGAGCUCGUGGGUCGCAGGCUGGGGGCUGCUGCAACAAGGCGGCAGCAGUCUUUCCAACACUCUCCAGGAGCUGUGUGUUCCGGUGGUGGAGGACGCUGACUGUAGCUCUCUGCUGCGGCUCAACAUCCCAAAGAACAUUCUGUGUGCCGGGUCUGUGGGCGGGGAGGGCAUCUGCCAGGGGGACUCGGGGGGCGCCCUGGUGGUCAAACAGGGAACUACAUGGAUCCAAACGGGGAUCGUGAGUGGCUCCGUGGGCUGCGCCCUCCAGGACAAACCCGCGCUCUACGCUGAGGUGGCAGAGUUCCAGGCCUGGAUCCAAGGCCACGAGUGGGGAGCCAGCUGCCCUCACUCGUUCGUCGGUGCCUUUAAGCUUCAGUUCGACAUGUCGUGGACUCCUGUGGACGACCUGGAGAAGAAAGACGCAGAGCUGGCGAUUAUGGACAAGCUUUUAUCUCAGCAAAUGGCGUCUCCCUCGAGUGCGGCGCUCAACUUCAAAGGACUGACGGAGUGA
Messenger RNA from Knipowitschia caucasica, 951 nucleotides. Lineage: Eukaryota; Metazoa; Chordata; Actinopteri; Gobiiformes; Gobiidae. The record is from the annotation of a GenBank genome assembly.